Molecule: messenger RNA, 2463 nt
Organism: Geosmithia morbida
Lineage: Eukaryota; Fungi; Ascomycota; Sordariomycetes; Hypocreales; Bionectriaceae
Product: trafficking protein particle complex subunit 8
Exons: 1
Coding region: 1-2463 (820 amino acids)
Biological process (GO): protein localization to phagophore assembly site; endoplasmic reticulum to Golgi vesicle-mediated transport
Cellular component (GO): TRAPPIII protein complex; phagophore assembly site; cytoplasmic vesicle
Source: RefSeq, a predicted model, not a curated record
AUGCCACAAUCCUCGCACCCCCGAGAUGACGCUUCCUCGCCGACGACGGAGCCGAUCCAGGCGCUGCCCGCCGCGGCCCCAAUAAAGAAGCCCUACGGCGGCAUGACGCGCCCCGUGUCCGGGCCCGAGCCUCUUUUGCUGUCUUCCAUGUUCGACUCGGAGACGGGUCUGUCAUUCCGCCGAUCCAACCCGUCCGCCGCCUCGCUGUACGCUUCGACGCUGUCGCCCCCCGGUUCCAGGCCCAUGUCCCCCGCUGGGCGGGCCUCACCGUCGCGUGUCCUAUCUGGCACAGCCUUCGACUCGGCCUACAGCCGGCCGUUCGCAGACGGCGGGGUAGGGAGUCAGCCUGGCGACCCGCUCAAUAUCAUAGUCUCGGCAUUUGUGCCCCACAUCGCCAUCCGUGCGUCGGCCGACGUCGAGAAGAUUGCCGCGGCCAAGGGCUUCCGUCGGGGACUCUGGGAGCUCCUCCGCCCCUUUGGCGAGCAUAUACAGGGAAAGCUAGCCAUCAGGGACAGUAACGGCGUCAGCAAGCUAGCAGAGGACUUCUCAGUCCGAUUCACAAAAUUUGGCGCAAACGUCGAGUACCCCGACCCCGCCGUAUCCGGCUUCAGGCUACCCAACCAGGGCCGCAAGGUGAGAUACGAGAGCACGGACGGCGAAAAGAAGACGCUGGCCAACGUCGAGGCCGUCGUCGAUAAGCAUCUGUCGUACGCCGAGGACGAGUUCCGCCAUACGGGUCAGGGAGUUGUCGGCUUCGACAACGAUGACAACGAGGCAGAGCAGUCAUUGGCAUCGUCCCCAUAUUACUCCCUCUACCUACGGAGGCUGCUAUCGGGUCUGCCAAUUGUGCCGCACGAGACGUUUGCCCACCCAGUGGCGUGCAUCAUAGCUGUCAGCGCCAGGUCGGACGACUCGGUGGCCGAGCUCAGGCAGCUCUACAGCGAGACUAGCCAGGGCGCCGACAAGCUGCCCGACUGGGUGGACGCCAACUACCUACGAUACCACGUGCUUGUGCACGACGAGGAGAACGACGACAUCACCAAAUCGACGGCGCUGUUUGAGCAGAUGAAGCGCCACCUGGGCCUACACUGCCACCUACUCCGCCUGAGAACCAGCCAGAGCGCCGAGACGGACGACGACAGCAUCCCGCUGCCCCGGAGCGACUGGAUGUCGGCGGAUGACGAGCUGGCCGAGAUCCACAUGAGUGAGGGCGAGGGGGAUGGAGAGGGAGAAGAUGGUGGCAAUAUCGACGGCAGCGACGGCUUCGAGGCCCCAACGCGGUACAUUUUCGAGUCAGACGCCACGGCCAUCCGCACAUUUGUGCGCGAGAUGGUAGCUCAGUCGAUAGUUCCGACCAUGGAACGACACGUGUCCAUCUGGAACGACCAGGUGGCGUCGCGACGGAGGGGCCUGGCGGGCCGGUUCAUGAACCUGUCUCGCAAGUUCAACUUUGGCGGCAGCUCGCGGUCAUCGCUGGGGGCCGGCGGGCCGUCAAAGGACAGCUAUGACCCAUCGGGCUUCUUCCGGGCAGACGCGCCCGAGGCGGUGAUGCGCAAGUUGGCCGACUACGCCUUCAUGCUGCGCGACUGGAAGCUGGCGCACUCGACGUACGAGCUUCUGCGCUCCGACUACGCCGACUUCAAGGCGUGGAAGUACCAUGCGGCCUGCAACGAGAUGGCGGCUGUCAGCCUGCUGAUCCAGCCGCAGCAGAUCUCGGCCAAGAGCCGGCGCGAGACGGUCGACCAGAUGCUCGAGUCGGCCUUUUACUCGUACAGCACGCGGUGCAGCGCCCCCUACGGCGCCCUCCGCUCCCUCGUCCUCACGCUCGAGCUGCUCCGUCUCCGCGGCGGCACCAACAUCGACGACGCCAGCCGGUGGGGUCUCCGUCUCCUCGACGCCAAGAUCCUGGGCCCCGUGGGUGACGCCCUCAUCAAGGAGCGCGUGGCCGUCUGCUACGGAUCAAAGGAGGGCGUGGGCUCGUCGUGGAACUGGGGCGGUCGCCGUCGCAAGUCGGCUGCGUGGAGCAUCCUGGCAGCAGACGCGUGGAUCCGCCAGUCCCGCUACCUCCCCGCACGGAAAUGUCUGGACGAGUCGCACAACAUGUACGCUCUCCUGCCGUCGAAGCAGGGGAUAUCGCACUUCCACGAGGCAAGCCUCUUCCUCGACUCGCUGCAGCGUCAAGUCACGGAGAAACUUGGCCGCGCCCACGGUCACGGUCACGAUGUCGGCGGUUACAAUGGAGCAGCACAGGAAGCAGCCUCACGAGGUCAAGACGACGAGAAUGAUGGGACAGAUGAGGAGAGCGAGGCAAUGGUCGAUACUAGACCUAGAAGGUCCAGCACAGCUAGGCAUGCUGUUCCUAUUGAGACGGCUCCCUUGCAAACCGGCGAUGCUGCUGCUGCUACUGCUGCUGACCAUAAUCAAGAUGGGGAUAAGGGAUAUACAGGCUUUGAUAAGAGUUAG